CGUCUAGGCACUCCGUUAGUACCCAUGCCGUGCAUUUGACCAGUACCUUCCCAUCAGGUACGCAGUGAUUAGGUACUUCCAUUGACUCUUAGUCUUAGUGCAUCUCAAAGUGCCCCACCAUCCGCAAUUGGCAUCCACACCUCACUCAUCCACCUAGUCCUGGGUAUCCGUACUUUUUCUUUCCUAGGCCCGGCCCUUCGUGUUGUCGUCGUUUCUUUCCUCUCGCUCCUCUUCCCCGCCAUCCGUUGUCAUCAUCGUCCUCUUUCGACUCCAGAGAAGCUGCAGACGACAAACAGUCACUGCCCGCAGCUACAGCCAAGCCCAUGGCUACCCCGUCUCCCGCCCGCGAUCCUCAGAAAGAGGACGUCAAAGUCCCAGGUACAAACGCCAUAUCCUUCCGUCUGUUCCGGCGCGCGCAACCCCGCCCUCGGUUCGUCUGUUGCGCAUGUCACAGUCAAACAAACAUUCACUCACCCAAUGUCCCACGUCCACGCUCACUCUCACACAUACGCUCAUACCCCAAGCCUGCAUCUUAUCCUCAACGCAGAUCCCGUCUUGUGCUGACCGCUGUGCGCAAUGCCUAGAAAUCACCCGCAAUCCUCCAGAUAAUCCAAAUCUCCACAAAGACGACAAGAUGCCCGCUCAAGAUGCACCCGCCGUCCGCUUCGCUUCUUCCGUCGAAGAGAUAACGCCAGCCGUCACCACGACAUCACCCACCGAGACUCUUUCUCCCACCGAUGCCGCUACCGGAGACGGCGAAGAGUCCUUGGCCGAAGUCACGCCCGAUCAGAUUAGAGCUCUCUCCAAGUCCCUUCAAGGUGCACCGUUGCAGCAGCGCCGGAUGAACGUCUUUGGCUUCGAGCCAUACUCACUACCUGCAUCACGCGUAAGUAGUCUGUUCCGUCAUAACUCUUUAGUUUAUGCGUGGUCUCGGAGCUUCUUGACGUUGUUUCCUGUUGGCUUGGGCGUCCGCCCUGAUGCCUUGUGUUUCAAAGUCUCAUACCUACCCCUCCACCCAACCAACACUGCCUCAACGUUCAGACUUGUCUUCCCCAAACAUCUCACCUCGUCUUCGCUAUAAUCAUCUGAGGCUUCUUCUCGAUGGAGCUCCUCGUCGGAACCUCCCAUGAUCAGUCUCAUGCUCAUCCCAGUUACCCCCCAACCUGUCAUGACAACACCACUCGGCCAUUGCAUCGCACGCGCCAGCCUGCACAACUUGCUUCUUACUAACCACCGGCACCUAUAGGUUGGCUCACGAGAGGAGGAAUCCGACAACAGUCGACUGCCAACCCCGAAUUCCAGCGGACCGAAAUCGCCGCGGUUUGGUCCGGCGCAUCCGAUGCAGUCACCUCCUCUGACCCCGGCGGGGACCGAUCCCUCAGACCCGACAGCCAGGAAGAGUAGAGAUCAAAAUGACGAACGCAAGUCAUCCACGAGCGACCCCCAUGUCAUCACUCCGCAGGCUUCGUCCUCCCAGGACUCACCACCAUCAUCCACCAGGAAGGAGUUGCCCGUCCGAGGCAAGUCGACGGAGGAGGUACCUCAGCGAUCAGCUUCGGCAGAAGACCAACCACACGACACGAGGUCGCACAGGAGGGGAAUGUUCUCUGUCGGUCCUGGAGGAUCAGUGCCGGUUUCGCGAGAAUCUAGUCCAUCUCGGGCCUCAUUGUACUACUCCAAGCCGAUGACACCAGGCGGAGAUGCCAACGACCCUUAUGCGGCUCACAAACGUCAACCGCCAGCUCCUGCUCCUCAGCGGGGCCAGAUCGAUUCAAGAUUCGUCUUCUCGCGCCGAAAAAACAAGCACGGAUCGUCGCCAUCUGGUUCUACCUCAAGUCUGGGCCGAGCAAGCGACAAAAGACACUCCGGGCUCUUGGGCAUGAAGGGACAUGGCGACGAGCUGCAGGUUCCUCACGAUGACUCGGCUAGCAUCACGAGCAGACAAGGCUCCUUUGCCGACCUGAAGAGGUUUUUCAAGGUUGGCGGACAUCACAAGAUGAAGAGGGAAGCUUCCCCAUCAUCGGUUCGAUCGGGCACCAAGACACCCCCUACCAGAGGGUCGCAACAUGUUCCCUUCGGAGACGACCACGGACUUACUUCGAAAUAUGGAAAGCUCGGCAGAGUCCUGGGAUCGGGUGCUGGAGGAUCUGUUCGUUUGAUGAAGCGCAGUGAUGACGGUGUCGUUUUCGCCGUGAAGGAAUUCCGACCGAGACAUUCAUAUGAAACUGAGAAAGAGUACGUCAAGAAGCUGACAGCUGAGUUUUGCGUUGGCUCAACUCUACACCAUGGCAAUGUUAUCGAGACAUUGGACAUUCUGCAGGAGAAGGGCAAGUGGUACGAGGUCAUGGAGUACGCUCCGUUUGACCUUUUCGCGUGUGUCAUGACGGGCAAGAUGACACGAGAGGAAGUCGGCUGCUGCUUCUUGCAGAUCCUCAACGGUGUGACAUAUUUACACAGCAUGGGUCUUGCUCAUCGGGAUUUGAAGCUUGACAACGUCGUGGUCAGUGAGCAUGGGAUUAUGAAAAUCAUCGACUUUGGUAGUGCCCACGUUUACAAGUAUCCUUUCGAGAGCGACAUUGUCCUCGCUUCAGGCAUCGUGGGCUCCGACCCCUAUCUAGCUCCUGAAGUUUACGACGAACGAAAAUAUGAUCCCCAAGCCGUCGAUAUUUGGUCAUUGGCAAUUAUCUUUUGCUGUAUGACAUUGCGCAGAUUUCCGUGGAAGGUCCCUCGCAUGACGGACAACUCGUUCAAGCUUUUCGCUGCUGAGCCAACACCAGGCCACGACCCUAAAAAGCUGAUCAUGCCGUCAAAGUCUGCCAACGACCUCUCCAACACUCCUCAGAGAGAUAUUUUCGAGGACGGUAAGCAUCAUAAUCACAAGCACGAGCCGAAAGAAAGCCAGAAGGAGAACCAAAAGGAGAACCAGAAGGACGUUCCCAAGGACGGCGAGGGGAGUGCAGCACAGGGAAGCUCGACGCAGACUUCGACUAAGUCUGACGGCCAGCAACCAGCCGACAAGAAAGAGGUCAUAAGAGGUCCCUGGAGGAUCUUGCGCCUGCUCCCUCGCGAGAGUCGUCACAUCAUUGGCCGCAUGCUGGAGAUCAAGGUGAAGGAUCGUGCGACGAUGCAAGAAAUUCUCGAUGAGCCCUGGGUUGCCAACACAAUUAUUUGCCAGCAACCCGAGCCGGGCCGCGUUGUACACGCAGAGGAUCACAUUCACACUCUUGAGCCACCACAGCCCCCGAAGUAGGGGUCACUGUACGGGUGCGGUGAACACAAAUUGCAUGUCCGAAAGGCGUUUAACCGGUUGUAGAUGGGGUUUUGGAAUGGGACAGGAUGUGGAAGACACUAGGAAUGACAUGAGCCCCUCGUGAUUGGGGACACAGCGAUGAUAUUGGAGCUUGGGUGGUAUCGGAGUCCGUCUUGAGGUUUUGUAGAUGCUGCUGCGGCUCCGCCCACGGCCUUGGAUCAAGCGAUUGAAUUAGAUAGGUAGAUAAUACUAUUCAGAAAAGACUCAAUGUGUUGGCC
Molecule: messenger RNA, 3528 nt
Organism: Colletotrichum scovillei
Lineage: Eukaryota; Fungi; Ascomycota; Sordariomycetes; Glomerellales; Glomerellaceae
Exons: 2
Coding region: 1340-3250 (636 amino acids)
Biological process (GO): protein phosphorylation; intracellular signal transduction
Molecular function (GO): protein serine/threonine kinase activity; ATP binding
Source: RefSeq, a predicted model, not a curated record